Molecule: messenger RNA, 1680 nt
Organism: Dothidotthia symphoricarpi CBS 119687
Lineage: Eukaryota; Fungi; Ascomycota; Dothideomycetes; Pleosporales; Dothidotthiaceae
Product: maltose permease MAL61
Exons: 2
Coding region: 1-1680 (559 amino acids)
Biological process (GO): carbohydrate transport; transmembrane transport
Cellular component (GO): membrane
Molecular function (GO): carbohydrate:proton symporter activity
Source: RefSeq, a predicted model, not a curated record
AUGUCUCGCCGCAACAGCGCUGUCGUCGCCGUCGACGCAGACCAUGAGCGUCGUCUCUCCAUCGCUGUCCCCGACCUCAAGGGUCUCACUCACGAUGCCAACAAGGCCUCCGAGUCGGAGCGCAACAUGACUCUGCUCCAGGGUAUCAGACUGUACCCCAAAGCCGUCGCAUGGUCCGCCUUCCUCUCCGCCGCCAUCAUCAUGGAAGGCUUCGAUAAGGUCCUCAUCAACAGUCUCUACGCCGUCCCUGCAUUCAAGGAGCGAUUCGGCUCCCAACUUGCCGAUGGAAGCUACGAAGUCAGCGCCGCCUGGCAAGCCGGACUAUCCAACGGCGCCUUUUGCGGCGAGUUCUGCGGCCUCCUGCUCAACGGCAUCAUUGCCGAGAAGUUCGGAUACAGGAAGACGAUGAUCGGAGCCCUGGCGGCCGUCAACUGCAUCAUCUUCAUCGUCUUCUUCGCGCAGAACAUCGUCAUGCUGCUGUGUGGUCUGAUCCUGUGCGGUAUCCCAUGGGGCGUCUUCCAGACCCUCACCACGACUUAUGCCGCCGAGGUCGUUCCCGUCCCGCUCAGACCCAUCCUAACCACCUACGUCAAUCUCUGCUGGGUCAUUGGCCAGUUCCUCGCAUCUGGCGUGCUAAAGGGCGUUGCGGAGCGGCCCGACCAGUGGGCCUACCGCAUCCCGUACGCGCUGCAGUGGCUCUGGCCCACCCCCCUCAUCAUCGGCAUCAUCUUCGCCCCUGAGUCGCCCUGGUGGCUCGUCCGCCAGGACCGCGACGACGACGCAAAGAAGAUGCUCAUGCGCCUGACCACCGCCGGCAAAAACCCCGACUUCAACGCAGACGAAACUAUCGCCAUGAUGCGCCACACCAACGAACUCGAAAAAGCUGUCUCCGCAGGCACCUCGUACCUCGACUGCUUCCGGGGCACGGAUUUCCGCCGCACAGAGAUCGCAGCCAUGACGUGGUUCACCCAGGCCUUCUGCGGCGCCGCCCUCAUCGGCUACUCAACAUACUUCUUCCAGCAAGCCGGGCUCAGCGUAUCCAACUCGUUCAGCAUGAGCCUAGGCCAGUACGGCAUCGGCGCCAUCGGCGUCUUCGUCGCCUGGGCGCUCAUCCCCCGCGUCGGACGCCGAACCCUCUACCUCUGGGGCGACGUCGGCAUGAUCAUCGUCCUGCUCGUCAUCGGCGGCAUGGGCGUCAUCCCCAAGGGCAACGUCGGCGCACAGUGGGGCAUCGGCGCUCUCCUCCUCGUCUUCGCUUGCACCUACAACAUCACCGUCGGCCCCGUCUGCUACGCCAUCGUCGCGGAGAUCCCCUCAACCCGUCUCCGGCAGAAAACCGUCGUCCUCGCACGUAACUUCUACAACCUCUCCAUGGUCGUCAGCAACGUCCUCACGCCCCGCAUGCUGAACCCAGGUGCUUGGAACUGGGGCGCAAAAACCGGCUUCUUCUACGCCGGCACCUGCCUCUGCUGCUACAUCUGGGCGCUGUUCCGCCUCCCCGAAGCAAAAGGCAGAACCUACGGCGAACUGGACAUGCUGUUCGAGAAGCGCGUGCCCGCCCGCCAGUUCGCCACUACCGUCGUCGAGCCCCUGCACGUCAGCGACACGGAGAGCGAGUUUGGCGAGAAGAAGCGUGCGUCGGCGCAUGUUGAACAUGUUAGUGCGCAGGCGGUGAAGUAA